CCGCUAUGUUACCGGAAGUGACAAAAUAAAGUAAACAGAGGCGCUGUCACUGGAUCCAGAAAUUAAGAUAAUUACGACCAAAGGAAGCGAUUUUUAAAAUAUACUUUGCUUUAUAUGCAUACUAGGUGUAUGAGAAACUGGUGCAGGGUCAAAUAAAGGGUUCACAGGGACAGGAGUGAUACUGUCCCGCAAUGUUCACUGACAUGGACUAUGAGUUGGAGGAGGACAAACUUGGGAUACCAACCGUACCCGGUACUGUGUGUCUGAAGAAAGAUGGUAAUAACCUCAUUGGGAUCAGCAUUGGUGGCGGGGCACAGUACUGUCCUUGUCUCUACAUUGUCCAGGUCUUUGAUAACACCCCAGCAGCUCUGGAUGGGACACUGGCAGCAGGCGAUGAAAUCACAGGAGUGAAUGGCAAACCAGUGAAGGGAAAGACUAAAGUGGAGGUGGCCAAGAUGAUUCAAGCUGUCCAGGCAGAAGCAACAAUCCACUACAACAAACUGCAGGCAGACCCGAAACAGGGGAAGUCUCUGGAUAUAGUGCUGAAGAAAGUUAAACAUCGCCUGGUGGAGAAUAUGAGCUCAGGCACAGCAGAUGCUCUCGGACUCAGCAGAGCUAUUCUAUGCAACGAUGGACUGGUGAAGAGACUGGAAGAGCUGGAGAAAACAGCCGAGCUCUACAAAGGGCUGAUGGAGCACACAAAGAGACUGCUCCGAGCUUUCUUUGAGCUCUCUCAGACUCACAGAGCGUUUGGAGAUGUUUUUUCUGUCAUCGGGGUACGAGAGCCCCAGGCCGCAGCCAGCGAGGCCUUUGUGAAGUUUGCUGAUGCUCACCGUAACAUUGAGAAAUAUGGUAUUCAGCUGCUGAAGACCAUCAAACCUAUGCUCCAUGAUCUGAACACGUACCUCCACAAGGCCAUACCCGACACGAAGCUCACCAUCCGCAAGUACCUGGAUGUGAAGUUUGAAUAUCUGUCGUACUGCCUGAAGGUGAAGGAAAUGGAUGAUGAAGAAUACAGCAGUAUUGCCAUGGGAGAGCCCCUGUAUCGAGUCAGCACUGGUAACUAUGAGUACCGGCUGGUGCUGCGGUGUCGGCAGGAGGCUCGGGCCCGCUUCGCCAAAAUGAGGAAGGACGUUCUGGAGAAGAUAGAGCUGCUGGAUCAGAAACAUGUCCAGGACAUCGUGUUCCAACUGCAGCGCUUCGUCUCAGGCAUGUCGCACUACUAUGACGAGUGCUACGCCGUCCUGAAGGAGGCGGACGUCUUCCCCAUCGAAGUGGACUUGUCCCGCACCAUGAUCAACUACAGCAGCCAGCCAUUCUCCUACCCUGGAGAUGAGGAGGAGGAGGACGAGGAAGGAGGAGGCGGAGAGGAAGGGGGAAGCGGCGUUGGAAGACAAGCAGAGAACGGCGCUGAGAAACUGAUUGAUGACGAAUAAGACUGCGUGCGUGCGUGCGUGCGUGCGUGCGUGCGUGCGUGCGUGCGUGCGUGGAGAUGAAGGCCACCACUCUAACUUAACUGUUCUUCACUUUCAUUUAAAGUCAGUGCACAAAGGUGAAAAACUACUGAACCCUGCUGCUGUAUGUUGGUCUCUUGGUGGCUUUGUUGUUAUUUUACCAUAGUGAAUUUUGACUUCUUGCUUUUUGAUGUGACCGCUCUCCACAUGUGAGAGAAAGUAACAGAAGAACGUUAUUUUAAUCUGAAUGUUAUGGAGGGGUUUUAAUGAGGCAUAGUAGGAUUUAAAUGCAUAACGAGGUGUGCCUUCUUAGCCCUGGAUGAAGUGUAAUUUGUCUGGGAUGCAUUUCAAUUUGUGCAUUGUGGAUGACUUUACUUUGUUAUUUUCUUUGCUACAUAUUUUGGACAGGUAUUUAUUUAUUUAGCUACCUGAGCUGUUAUUUUGUGGUAAAUAUCAAGCGUCUACAUACUACUACAGAGACAUUUUCUCCUCAGCUUAACAAACAGAAAGCAAAUGACACUGUUGUAUAAAUAUACAAAAUGAAGGUGUUGAAGAUAAUGCGAGACAUAAUUCUGUUCCUACAUGAAGUGUUUGUUACGUGCAGCUGUUACACUCCUUUGUCCCCCUUUCUCUUCUUCCCUGCACAUGUUUUGUUGUCACACAGGGGAAAGCUUGCAUUUACCUCAGUGUCCAACUCUGAAAAGCUUCGCAACCAAACUUUUUUAAUAAGGUCAUUCAGUCUACUUAUUCACACUGCUCGCUCUAAGGUAAACUGUGUUAUUUUCUUCCAACACUCACCUGCAUUGCAGACUUUCCCCGUUUUUUUUAUUCCAGCAAAAUUUUAUCCCCUUGCUGUUUCUGUCUAGGAGGAGAAAGCUGAUGGACACACACAGCCUCACAGAGCUUUACCACUGUGUAGAAACGUUUUGUAAAAUGCAAACACUACAGAACGUAAACAUGUAUAAAGGGUACUUCCCUUUCCCUUUGUGUAACUUUCUUGUCAUUCCAGCUUUAUUUAUUCUUAUUUCAAGAUAUAUAAACGUUUUGAUUAUCAAUAGAAUGCAAGAUUGAUUCUAUAUUAUAAUGAAUAUAAUUAUC
Molecule: messenger RNA, 2552 nt
Organism: Micropterus salmoides (largemouth bass)
Lineage: Eukaryota; Metazoa; Chordata; Actinopteri; Centrarchiformes; Centrarchidae
Gene: pick1
Product: protein interacting with prkca 1
Exons: 13
Coding region: 192-1436 (414 amino acids)
Biological process (GO): positive regulation of receptor internalization; intracellular protein transport; dendritic spine maintenance
Cellular component (GO): postsynaptic density; synaptic vesicle; neuron projection
Molecular function (GO): protein domain specific binding; phospholipid binding; protein kinase C binding
Source: RefSeq, a predicted model, not a curated record